CACAGACGUGUUGUGCUGACGGACGCCAUAGCUUGUGCGAAAACGCGGGAAAGUUUUGACGUUUAACACGGACUGAAGCCGCCAUGUUUAUUUUGAAGACCGUGAUAUUUUGCUCAGCAUGGCUGCUGGUAUCCUGCCAGCAGGGUCCCACCACGACCCCUGUACCGAUCCUGAAGCAGAUCAACAAACAGAACGACGACGGGUCCUACAGCUACGGUUACGAAGCCGCUGAUGGAUCCUUCAAGAUCGAAACCAAGUACCCAAAUGGAGACGUCGCCGGGAAGUACGGAUAUGUCGAUGAAAGCGGGAAGCUGCGUGAGAUCUCCUAUGGAGCGAGCAGUAAGAGAGGAUUUGAGCCACAAGGUGCCGGCAUCAUGGUCCCACCACCUACCCUCAACGACCAAAACACCAACGCGUUAACUGACGGCCAAGAAGACGAUGGACAGUACCGAGAGGACCCCAAGAUAUAUGAAGACCCUAAAUACAACGGCAAGACUCAAUCCAGACCCGCUCUCAGACAAUACCACCGUCCUGCCCAGCCUGAACCUCAGUACCAGCAAUAUCAAUCUGAACCUGCUUACCAACAGCCAGCGUACCAACCUCAAACCUCGUACCGCUCCAGUCCUCUCUACACGCAGCAGACUUCAGUCUUUAAUCAGCAACCGCAGUACAAUCAGGAAGUCCGGCCUCAGAGCCAGAUCUAUCACCAACAACCCCAGUUCUCGUACCGCGCGUACACCGGACAACCCUAUCAGAAUCAGUAUCAACAGCAAAGUUACAACCCUCAGAACUUCAACCCGUUCCUCGGCCAUCCCGCUCAGAACUUCGACCCCAACACCGGUUCUUAUACGAUUAACUUCACAGGUUGAAAUGUACAGUUAGAUGUUUUUGUUUUUUAUAAAAUUAUAUUAUUUUGUA
Molecule: messenger RNA, 918 nt
Organism: Achroia grisella
Lineage: Eukaryota; Metazoa; Arthropoda; Insecta; Lepidoptera; Pyralidae
Gene: CPR55
Product: AT-rich interactive domain-containing protein 1A-like
Exons: 3
Coding region: 84-869 (261 amino acids)
Cellular component (GO): chitin-based extracellular matrix
Molecular function (GO): structural constituent of chitin-based larval cuticle
Source: RefSeq, a predicted model, not a curated record